UACGGUCCCCGAGUCCUAGCCUUGACGCACGCGCACAUGCUCACAUUGCAAAGGAACCUCCACAGCAGCUGAGACACGAGAGACAAUGACACAGGCCGCAGACUCGAUCCUGCACAGCGGUUACUUCCACCCCACUCUAAGACACUGGCAGACAUGUGCAGCGGACCUCAGACCUGAUAACCUCAUCUACCCCAUCUUUAUCACUGACAAUCCUGAUGCAGUGGAACAUAUUGCAAGUUUACCAGGUCAAGCAAGAUAUGGCGUGAAUAAGCUUGAGGGAAUGCUGCGCCCGCUUGUGAAGGAAGGCUUGAAAUGUGUGCUGAUUUUUGGCGUCCCUACCAAAAUAACAAAAGAUGAGAGAGGAUCUGCUGCUGACACUGCUGAUACCCCCGCUGUGCAGGCUGUGAAGAAGCUCCGAGCCCUGUUCCCUAAUCUGCUGCUCGCUUGUGACGUCUGUCUCUGUCCUUACACCUCACACGGACACUGUGGGAUUCUGCGUGAAGAUGGCACCCUGGAUAAUGCAGCGAGCUGCAGAAGACUGGCAGAGGUGGCACUGGCUUAUGCAAAGGCUGGUUGCAACAUCAUCGCUCCAUCUGAUAUGAUGGAUGGACGAGUAGCAGCCAUUAAGCAAGCGCUGAUAUCCAGUGAUCUUGGAAACAAGGUUUCUGUUCUGAGCUACAGUGCUAAGUUUGCCUCGUGCUAUUAUGGACCGUUCAGAGAUGCCGCCCAGUCCAAACCAGCCUUUGGAGACAGGAGAUGCUAUCAGCUGCCCCCUGGUGCCCGUGGAUUAGCACUGCGAGCUUGUGAUCGGGAUGUAAAAGAGGGAGCCGAUAUGCUGAUGGUGAAGCCAGGACUGCCUUACCUUGAUAUUAUAAGAGAGGUUAAAGAUAAGCACCCCUGUCACCCUCUGGCGGUGUACAAUGUGUCUGGAGAGUACGCUAUGUUAUGGCACGGAGCACAGGCAGGAGCUUUUGACCUGCGAACAGCUGUCCUAGAAGCCAUGACCGCCUUCCGUCGGGCAGGAGCAGACAUCAUCAUCACUUACUACACUCCUCAGCUGCUAACAUGGCUAACAGACUAAGCCAGUCUGAUCUUAUGCAUUGUUACUGACCUGUGAUAAACUUCUUCAAAUCAUCACAGACCAAGAAGUUGCCGGGUUAGGUUUAAAUCCUGUAAUGUAAGAGAUAAUCAUUUCUGAGUUUGGUGCUGGGUCCAUCUGUUGAUGUAAUACAAGCUGUAUAAAUAGGUUUACUAAUCUGCUAAUCAUCUAACAAUUCCAAGAUACACUUGUUUAAAUCUUUAUAUUUUGGAAUAAAUAUACAAGUAUGAUUAACAA
Messenger RNA from Trichomycterus rosablanca, 1336 nucleotides. It is a transcript of the gene alad, whose product is annotated as aminolevulinate dehydratase. The transcript is spliced from 12 exons. Bases 86 to 1081 code for a protein of 331 amino acids. Gene Ontology annotation, biological process: heme biosynthetic process. Lineage: Eukaryota; Metazoa; Chordata; Actinopteri; Siluriformes; Trichomycteridae. The record is from RefSeq and is a predicted model, not a curated record. Gene Ontology annotation, cellular component: cytosol. Gene Ontology annotation, molecular function: porphobilinogen synthase activity; zinc ion binding.